CAGACCUCUGCCUGCCUCUGCCUGCCUCUGCCUUUGCAUACGUCAUCUUUUUACUGAAAAUCUUACAAAAACAAUAAGAAGCGGCAACUUGACAGCUUUAAGAUGAUUACAGACGUACAAUUAGCUAUAUUUUGCAACAUCCUGGGAGUUGCACUAUUUUUUUUAGUAUUUCUCUUCCACUACAUAAAUGCGACGUACACGAAAUGAGAAAUGAAGACGUGUGUUAUUCGAAAAAGUCUGCUUGUGAUGUAACCUAACCUAACCUAUGUAUUGUUGGAUCAAUGCGACCACGGCGACAUUUCUUUCACAUUGAUCAUAAAAUAUAAUUCAAUAUGUUACUUAACAACUUGAAAGUGUCAAAACACUUGAUUAAAUAUCGCAUGAUAGAUAAAAAAAUUGUGCUUCUCAGUUUCAUAUGAAUAUUUCUAGAAAAUAAACCUUACAUUAUAUACUUUUACUCAAAAUA
Temnothorax curvispinosus is the source of this 466-nucleotide messenger RNA. RefSeq names its product dolichyl-diphosphooligosaccharide--protein glycosyltransferase subunit 4. NCBI's taxonomy places the organism in Eukaryota, Metazoa, Arthropoda, Insecta, Hymenoptera, Formicidae. Bases 103 to 207 code for a protein of 34 amino acids. The record is from RefSeq and is a predicted model, not a curated record. The transcript is spliced from 2 exons.